Biomphalaria glabrata is the source of this 6394-nucleotide messenger RNA. RefSeq lists its product as uncharacterized. Gene Ontology annotation, biological process: cytoplasmic microtubule organization. The coding region runs from base 194 to 1927 and encodes 577 amino acids. NCBI's taxonomy places the organism in Eukaryota, Metazoa, Mollusca, Gastropoda, Planorbidae. Gene Ontology annotation, molecular function: microtubule plus-end binding. The transcript is spliced from 12 exons. Gene Ontology annotation, cellular component: nucleus; microtubule plus-end; cytoplasm. The record is from RefSeq and is a predicted model, not a curated record.
CUAUUCUAUCUUUUGAGCUCACCCCCUCCACAACUUACCCGUGCUCACUGGGGGAAAAUAAAGUUUUCUAUAGUUAAAAUGGCCGACAGUCAUAAGAAACAGUUGUAUAUUAUUUGAGUGAUUUUUCGGACACUUUUUUUUGUUUUGUUUUGGAAGACAAACGGAUUCCGGGACUUUGGUCAAAGUUUUUGAAAUGACUUUUGGAAUGGAUUGUUCAACUGAUGACCAAAGUCCACCUCUUAGUGAUCACAUGGGGAGUAAUUGGUUGAAUUGGGAACAUGAGAUCGCUUCUAUCUCAGGUUUAAAUAUAGAGAGCUCCACAGAACUCAACGGGCUCGUGGAAGACAAAGAGAUUGCCGCCAGGGCUGUGGCCUUCGUAGUCAACAGUACACGGAAGGGCAUUGUGCCUCUCUGCGCUGACAUCGCAAACUUACUCAGAGCCAAAAGAUGCCUAGAGAAAAAGGUUUACCUGCUGAAAAGGGAGGUCGAGGCCACUCGGUCGUCUACGUCAGUCAGCUUCCGGACAAGUCAUUCCACCAGCCCAACCCCACCCUUGAUAGACAAAAGCUUGACGGCGGACAUAUCAUGUUUACAGGAAAGAUCUCGGCCCUGUUCACGGUGUAGUCAGUGCUCUAGCAACGUGAGCAACUCUCCUAAACUGGAAUGUACGUACAGCUUCAAAAAUUAUUUGCCAUCACCAGCGUUGUCCAGAGAAGCAUUACGUCGCACGUCUCCAAGGCUUCCACGCCAGCAUCACAAGCUGCCACUUAGUUUGAGCCAGACCCACGUCUGCAGUCUCCAUGCCAGUCAAGAUUUUCACAGCGGCCAAGAAGUGCAACCUGGCAAGCAGACCACCGAGCCAAUCAGAAGUGGCGGGAGGAAGAACUCAUUACCAGAAAUGACCUCUGAACCCAGUGAGGAGGUCAAGAGGAUUAACCCAAAAAUUUCCAAAGAAACACAGUGUAACCUCCCUUUGAGAGAUGAGACACCAAUGGAGGAACAGUUUAUUGAAACUGUUCGUCUGAACUCCAGACUGGCAGAAGAACUUGGCUCAGCUAAAAAGGAAAUAGAAAUACUUAAAGGACGGCUCAAAGAACUUGAGAUGAACCACCUAGCCAAAGAAUGUACCCAGAACCACUUCCAAAGAGAACUUGAUGAGAAGAGCUUCAGUGAUGGGCCCUUGCAUGAGUGUGGCGUUGUACCAAAGUAUAUUGACUCAAUACCCAAACACCUCCACAACAACGACUCGAAGCCUAGGACAAACGGAUUAUCAACAUCAAAAAUUGUGCCCAGAGUUCCUCCCCCUGCAGGAAGUCUUCACUGCGCAGAGCCACUGUAUGGGUGCAAGUGUACAGCCUGUGACGAGGCCAUGGGUGGAGAGCUCCACGCAGCUCUGAGCGCCAGUCUGAAUGAAAACUUGCACAAGUUUGCUGUCAAUUCAAAGGUUAUAGUUCAACUUGGCGAUCAUGUGGUUGUCAAGGGAGAGAAAACAGGACGUAUUCGCUACAUAGGUCACCUGGACAAGAUAGGUCAACCCAACAUGGUGUUUGUAGGACUAGAAUUAGAUGCCCCAGUGGGUCGACAUGAUGGAUAUUUCAACAAAAAGCGCUAUUUCUUCUGCCAAAAGGAUCAUGGGAUAUUUCUUCCACUACAUGAUGUCAUUUGUAAAGUUGAACCGAAGCUAGUCAAUAGUGCAGACAAUGUUAGUGGCAGUGCUGUUUCCAACAACAGCAUGUCAGCUGCUGUCAUGUCACUAAGAAGUUUUGGCAAUACCAAUGAACUGUCCAAAUCGGCCGAAGACUUUGUCCACAUGGUAGGAAUGAGAUCUAGGACCAGGCAAAGCUUUAAGGCCGAGAGUGACAUUAAAAAUCUUGCCAUGAAAUCUGUGGAAAUAGAUGCUAAGAAAUGUGCUGAAGAUUUGGUGUGACCUUGUGCUACGCAUCACGUGACUACAACUAAAAACAACGACUCCACUUCUGGAUGAUCUACUUUGAAGAUACUGAUGCUCUUCAUAAACACUUAACCAGAUCGGGCUUCUUGCUACAUUUCAUUCUUUUGCUUGUUCCAUGUUAUAUACAAAACAGAAUUAACUCCCCUUAUUUGUCUACAGAGCAACGAAAAACACAAGUGAAGAAAAGAAGGUGAAGUUCAAUCAUUAGAUUCCUGACAGUGAAUUGUUCCUGCAGGUCUCACUGAAGACAUUGCCAGUGAAGAUAUACGAGUACAUUGUUAGGCCUUGUCUAACUUAAAAUACUGUAAUGACUCUCAAAGGAUGACAUGUUCCAAUAAAGAUAUUGUCAGUGACUUUGAAGACAUGACAAAGGAAUUCUUUCUGCUUGGCUUACUAAAAAUAAGGUCUUAUUUGUGGAUCCAUUGAAACUUGUUCUAAACAAAAAUUACUCCAAAGACUACCUAUUCAUGUCCUUGUGAAGAAUCAUUUUAAAAAAACAUUGCCACUAUUUAUUUAUUCAUAUAUAUUAAAACUUGACAGUCUGCAGACAACAGGAUGAGAACCAGUUUCUUCAGAAACCAUUUUAUUAGGUGCCUGGAGUAUGUUUGUACUAACGAAACCAUCUUAUGGUCAGUUGUUUUGCAGAAUAGAAAACUUAAUCCUGAAACGUCAGUGUCCUGUAGUAAUCAGUGCAUUAUAAUUGAGCGUUCGUUUCACAAACUACAGAUCUAAUUUUGGUACCGAAUCCCGGUAAAGAUCUCCUUUAAAAAAACAAACUAUUCUUGUGAUCAAGAGGUGCUAAGGACCUAGCAGAAUUGAGGAAACACAAAAUCUGAUUACGUCAUUGUGCUUGCCAUUCAUUAUGUGCUCACCAGUGAAUUCAAUACCCUCUAACUCAAAAGUGUACUUUUAUACUUUGGGCAUCCAAUACUGGAUAUGAAGCGAAACUUGCAUAUCUAAUGAAUGACAGGCUGAGAAUUAUUACUGCCUGGGAAGAAAGAAUGAAAGGUCUACAAACAAGAAUGAAAGGUCUACAAACAAACAAGAAUGAAAGGUCUACAAACAAACAAGAAUGAAAGGUCUACAAACAAGAAUGAAAGGUCUACAAACAAACAAGAAUGAAAGGUCUACAAACAAACAAGAAUGAAAGGUCUACAAACACAAGAAUGAAAGGUCUACAAACAAACAAGAAUGAAAGGUCUACAAACAAAAAAUAAUGAAAGGUCUACAUACAAGAAUGAAAGGUCUACAAACAAGAACGUAACGUGAUAGCAUCUUAAAAAAGAAAAGGUGCUAUCUAUUGGCCCUCUUCUACAGGUGGCUUCACACCAAGAGGAAAAUAGGAAAACAAAACACUGCGUUUAGGUUCUGUUAUGAACAGUGCGCAUCUAGUGUACAUUCGAUAGAGGUGUGCAGCGCCUAAGACGCAGUAUUAUUAUACCUAUAAACUAUAUAUAUAUAUACACAAAAGUGCCUAACUGUUUGCAACAACAGAAUUCACAGGACACAUUAAGUUCCAUGGCAUUACUUGGAGACGUGGUAUGACCUUCAAUUUUCCCGACAGAUAAUGGCAAAACAAUUGUUGUAAAACAUAGGCCUAUAUCUCCCAAUUUCAGCCUAGGCACAGAGGAGAUGACCACUUUGUCUGAGUAUUAUAUAUCUGGGGAUUAGACAGCGAAUUAAGAGCCUAGGUCACUUCUAAACUGCAAAAGUAGAUGACCCAGCUAUGAAAGAUGUCUCUUUUUUUUAAAAAAGUAACUUGACUACUAAUAAAAUGUUUUACUGGCUGAUAAGGCAAAGUGAUAGCCCUCGUCUCUGAGAACGAAAAUGAUGCAUAGAUUGAUAUGUUGAUUGGUCUCUGGAUGUUUGGCUUUUAUAUUAGCCUGUGUUCUUAAGGGAUUACCUGCCUUUAAUUAUAUUGUCUUUCAUCAUUUGUCUGAAGUGAGCUUUGUUAUUGGAAUGUAUUAUGCACAAUUUAUAAUUGACAUUAUGAUUACAUUGAUUAAGUGUCUUAGUGUGUGUCUGAAGCUUUAAGUAAUCUUUAAUCUGUGUCCUGAGUUAGAUCUUUGAUUUUACAUGAAAGAAACGAAUGAAAGCGAUUUGAGUGCUGGAGUAUUGAACCCUAAACCCUUAGGAGUCUAGGAGCACAUAAAAGCGUGCGAUCGAGGCCCUUUCCUUGAUGGGGGUUAUCCAGAACAGACUAUUGUAUCCCAGUGCAGGUUAUUAAGUCAUUGGUUAACAUGCAUGACUAGAUUGACCUAGAAACACGCGUAGGACGUAAUCAUCAUCUUUUUUUUUUUUAAAGUAACGUCUGUAUUUUAUAAGAAAGGAAGAUAAGACAAGGUGGUCCCUUGCCAUGACAAAAUCUAUCCUGUGUGACGUCCAGGCCAUAUUUCGACGGUGGCGCCACCGCGUAGAGAAUUAGUAAACCAUAUAUAAGGUUCAUGACUGUUCCUUGAUUGUUGAGUCGAUCUUCUACGUUUCAGGGAGGUAUUUUUCACCUCAUUCAAAUACGUACACGCACUGUGCGUAGCGGUAGUGUUUAAAUCCAGAACUAUUCAGUCGGUGGUAAGCUUCUGCAUUCAGUCUUUAAAACAACUUUAUGCUGUUGAAAUGUACCUUGCAGAUCUGGGUGCAAUAAGCGCAGUGGUGAGAUACACUACAGAUAUGAAACAAAAAUCUAUUCGGAUUGAGAAGCUGCUAAUAAAAAUAAUUGUGUUGUACUGGCUUAACAUAUUUUAAACCUUGUAUAUUGUAGAUUAUGAAAUUAUUAUUUAAUUAUCUGUUGCCUUAUAGCUUUACACAACGAAUCUCGGCCACCUCUCCAUUUUUUUCUGCAGUGUAUAUGCAUAGGCAUUAGCACCUUUUAUAAAACUUACUUUUAAAAGGGAGAUCAGUCCUUAAUAUCGCAGGCACUAUUUCACACAACCUCAGCAUAUAUAGUCAUAAGUGACUUUAUUACAGCUAUGUUGAUUGGAUGUAUACUUAUGAUAAUGUAUGCUUUACGUUUAGAAAGAUGUUCAUUUUGAGCAUGCAAUAUGCUUCGGCAAGGUCGAUGGGUGAUAAACAAUUUUUGUGUUAACAGAAUGGACUAAUUCAUCUUGCGUGAACAGAAUGGAUUAAUCUAUCUGUUUCGUACUCUGCAAAAGUUGGUUUUUCAGUUUACCUUGUUUGCCAUCCAGUACAGAAGCAUACAUAAGCUUCAUGCAAUGUCCUAUAUAGUUUUUUUUUGUUGUUGUUGUUAUUUAAAUCUAGACAGGACUAUCACAUUCGAUAAUGAGAAAAAAUCCUAGAAUACUUAAAAUAUAAUCUGUAUAACAUACAUCAAGGGGGAUAACAAAGACAAGCAAAGUAAUGUCAUAGUUAUCGUUCUUUUUUUUUUUUUUAAAUUAAGGCAUAAUAAUUUUAUAAAUACUUUGAGAUUUAUCCUAUAUAACUGUAUUAGAUAUUUUGUAGGUCGACUUUCCAUAAAGAGACUCUUCCCUUUAACACCUUAUUUGUCUGCAAAAGAGAUCUCAGCUCAGCAGCAACAAGCUGGCUAGAAGAAGAAGUAACACCUUAUAUAUAUAUCUACUUUUUUGAAUUCUCUCCAUGACCUAUAUAUCUACGAAUGUACCAUUUUACAUCGUCUAGAUAGGUACAUUCAGCAUCUAUUAAGAAUCGGGACAAAAAAAAUACGUGACUAGUUUUGUAGGUCAGGGAUAGGCUGCAGAAAUGAAUAUCUGUGGGGGUUCCGGUGAAAUUGCUUCCGACUGCUGGCCUUCGUCACCACAUCAUAUUACAUUGCUACCCUUCGUUUGUGAUAGCACCCUUUAAACCAGGGGUUCUCAACCUGUGGGUCGCGACCCCUUGAGGGGUCGAUUGACGAUUUGUCAGGGGUCGCCUAAGACCAUCGAAAAUAUGGAUUGUAUUUUGUGUAUUCUUCUAUUGCUGUGUGUGUGUGUGGGGGGGGGGGGGUUGCGUCAGAGUGGGGUAUAGUAAAAAGGGGUCGCCGAGCUUAAAAGGUUGACAACCGAUGCUUUAAACAAAAAAAAAAGUGCUUUUCAGGGUAUCGGAGUGACAAGGCGCCCCGUUCCCCCCAUGAGAAUUGAGGCAUCUCUCUUAGCAGACGGGCGUGGACCAGGAGAUCUUCAUCCCUAAGUCGUAUCUGAAGGUUCCACAAUGCAUAUGACCACUACUGGUUGGAGUCACACCAUAAUGACCAUAUAUACACUAUGUAUAGGUAGCAUUGUUACAGUUAUAUCUAUUACUGAACCCCCCCCCCCCCCAUUUUUUCCGUUUUUUUUUUUAAAGUGAUCUCCUGCCCCCAUUUUAAGACGCCUACACAUUUUAUCGUUUGUGUUGUUAUUAUUUAUAUUGUUUUGUAAAAAGAGGAGAAUGCAAAUUUCAAGUUUUUAAAAAUAAACCCUUAAAGCUCAUAAAAAUGUAUUAAUGUUUUUUUUU